UUAUGGACAUAUAUUUGUGAGCCAAGGUGAAGAUACGAUAGGUUCGCAGUACAAAAAGGUGGUUUAUAGAGAAUACAAAAACGGAGAAUUUAUGGAGCACAAAAAAAGGACAUUGAAAGAGGAACACCUACAAAUUCUAGGGCCUUUGAUUCAUGCAGAAGUUGGUGACUUAGUAGUAAUUGUCUUUAAGAACAAAGCCAGUAGGCCGUAUUCAGUAUCAGCACACGGGGUACAAGAAGAUGCUGGAACUAAAGCUCACAUUGCCGUGCCAGGAGAAACAAGCAUUUACCAAUGGAGAGUUCCAGAAAGAUCAGGUCCUGGUGUUUCUGAUCCUAAUUGUAUUUCUUGGGCUUAUUAUUCAACAGCACAUUUUGUAAAGGAUUUGUAUAGUGGUUUGAUUGGACCACUUAUAAUUUGCAGGAAGGGGAUAUUAAAUGAGAAUGGCUCAAGGAGUGAUAUUGAUCGUGAAUUUGUUCUUCUGUUUCUGGUUUUUGAUGAAAAUGAAUCUUGGUAUUUAAAUGACAACAUUGUAAGAUACCUGCGCAAAAAUCCUGAAGAAUUUAACCGCACCAAUAAUUUCAUGGAAGGGAACAAAAUGCAUGCCAUCAAUGGGAAAAUCUUUGAUAAUCUCCAUGGGCUUAUAAUGAAUGAAGGAGAAGACACAAAUUGGUACCUGAUAGGAAUGGGAAAUGAAAUUGAUGUCCAUACUGUCCAUUUUCAUGGAGAAACCUUUAUUUUCAAGAUAGAUCAUAAUCACAGAGGAGAUGUGUAUGACCUCAUCCCUGCAACUUUUCAGACAGUUGAGCUGGUAGCAUUUAAUCCUGGAACUUGGCUUCUACAUUGCCACGUGCACGAUCAUAUUCACGCGGGGAUGGAAACCACGUACACUAUAAUAAAAGCAGAAAAUGAAACAAAUCUUGACAACAGCAAGACUACUACAGCAGGUAACAGAAGAACAGAAAUAGAGUUCUUUGGGAAAACUCUGGGCCUGGAAGAAGCCAGUUCAGUCCUCCAAGCACUUUUUCUCACUGGAGUAGUGCUUCUGUUCAUUGUUUUGGUGUUCACGUCUAUUGUAGUGUGCCAGAAAAGAAAAGCCCAUUAUAAUUUAUUUGAGCACAAAUGCAACCUUCCGAUGGAGUCCCUCUAAUUUGACUACAUGUGGGACUGUAGUUCCAAUUAAUUAUUACUCUUUAUCAGUUGGUACCUUGAGAUCAAGAUAAGAAAGGAGGAGAAAAAAGAUACACGAUUAUAUUUACUAAAAGACUUCUGUAUAGGCUGUUUCUCAUAACCAAUCUAUCCACCAGCCCUUGUGCUGGUGUAAAGGUAUUAUUGCAUAAAUGGUAAUGUCCCCACUGCUGUUAUCUAUUCCACCACAAUAACAAGGCUAGCAAAGGGUGUUGUCCUUACUUAUUGUGAGCCAACUUAAGGAAAGGGAUUAAUGGAGUUCCUGCCUUCACUUCCAUUCCUGCCAAGCAUCACUCACUGCUGGGAAAAACCACCACCAAUCUCUCUUCCUAAUACGGGAUGGGGUGGUUUAGACAAACUCAUAGAACAGCCGGUUAAGCCAUCCAUCAAGCUGUCUGACUAACAGGUGACAGGCACUAAGGAAGGCGUUGGGUGAAGCUGAUGUUUUUCACAACCCCUUCUCUAUGGCUGUGAGUUGGCUUGCUUUCAGAUAAGGGUACAAUGUUCUUCUGAAGGAGCACUAAACUUGUUUAUCUGCCCUACAGGUAAGAAGUGCAGCAAGAGACAAGGGGUAAAAUGGGAGAGAGAGAGCGUCCUCACACCCCCUCCUCAAUGCCUGGUUCCUUUCAGCUGUUUCUGAACAUGGGUCUGGUGCCACUGGCAGAAGCAAUCAAGGAGUCCCAGUUCUGACUUCAUGGCUCACAGCACCCAGAAAUAGCUAUGAAAUGGCCAUGGAGAACACACCUGCUAGAGCAGACUUAUGGAAUCACAAAGUUGUGAUGAUUAUUAUUAUAUAUCAUCAUGAUACCUAGUGCCACCAAAACCAGAAUAGCCUGGGCAAAAUGAAAGCCAGUCAAGAACUCAGUUCUUUUUCCCGGUUUAAAUUGACCUUCAGGCUGGACUAGUGCUCUUUCUGAAAAACACUAAACCUACAUUCAAAAAAUAAAUCUAAUCUGUAAAAACCUAACAAGUGCUGUGGGAAGCACUGGUCACCCAUCACAUGGACAAUGUCUCUGUAGAAACCAGGUGCCUGGUCUCUUCUGUAGCUCAAGCCAAAAGACCUAGAGGGCAGUGUUUGAUGAUCAGGGUGGAGGGGGCUGCUCACAAUAAUGUAAAGUGGCCAUUAGGAGCUGGGCAGAUCCCAACCUCUGAUUGAAUUCAUAAAGCAGGCUAGAUUGUUUCUAGGGCCAAAACUCUGUUGGAAUAAAUGGAAAAGUACAACUUAAAAGUGGAACAGCUAAAGAUGACUUUAAGCUGUCUCAGGAGUGGGCUGGGGAUGGCAAUGAAGGCAAUCUCAAGAGGACCUAGUUGAAAAAAGAGGUAGUUGGAGCAUGUUUGUGCUGUGAUUAAAAACAAGUGAGAAACAGCCCUCAAACUGCUACAGAAUUCUGAGCAGAAUUUUUGUUGGGGUGAAACUAAGCUGCUCACAUAGGGGAGUUUACAAACACAUCUAGAGACUACUUCUAGUCCAAGCUGGAUAUAAACAGGACUCAGAGAAGAUUCAGACUCAACUCAGAAUCCAAAAUAAUUGUUCAUGCAGGUAGAAAACAUCUGAAGAAUGUUAUUUGAAUAUGACCUCAAGGGCUUCUUCAUGCAAUUUACAGGUGCCUGCUGGUCUUGAAUUAGUCAUUUAUCCUGGAAGCAUAAAUGUAUUUACAAAUUUCCAACAUUUUCUACAAGAUGUCUGCCACAGAGAUUUGUUCUGU
Messenger RNA from Python bivittatus (Burmese python), 2891 nucleotides. The record is from RefSeq and is a predicted model, not a curated record. Lineage: Eukaryota; Metazoa; Chordata; Lepidosauria; Squamata; Pythonidae.